UACACCAAACAAGAAAGGCCCUCUGGUUUGGUUUCUCAGAUUUUUGGACGAAGGGAAGGAAACAGCAUUCAUUGUUGUUACGAGGCAACAAGAGAAAAUGCAGAUACAAUCGAUGCCGAUGUUGGACAAGAAUGGGAUUAUCUCAGACAAGAACGAAUGAAACAGAGGACUUUGUUUUCAGGUUCGGCGGGUUUCUCGAAUAUUUGGGAAAUAGAUCGUGAUGGCUGUUUUGGCCUGAAGUGUCUCCCUUUUCUUGGCUGAGCUUAUGGACGGUUUUGAAGAAGAAUUGAAACGAGAUUGGAAUCUGGGGUUUGAGGAGAAUUAAGCUACAGAUGGAUUAGUCCGACAGCUAUAAGCAGCAUCACCAAGGCGGAUGCAGAGGAGCAUAGAUAUGGGAAUCUAGUUUUCCUAGAUUCGCACCCUCCUUCAGAUGGAUCGGAGGGUCCAAAUAAGGUUGUCAAAUGGGUUUAAACGGGUAUAUAUUUUUCUCACAUGUUUUUCUAAACCAACAUAAACCGAGAUACGAGUUGGUUGUGCUCCAAUCGAAACACAUUUUACUAAACCGGCAUAUAAAUAGUGAUGGCAAAAGGGGGGGCGGGGCAGGUUCCUCAACGUAAAACCCGCGCGGAUACGGGGCGGGGCGGGUCGACCCACUUUUACAUGUUAUUCGAAAAAGGAACCCGUCCCGCCCCACGCUACUGCAGGGAGGGUAAAACCCGCGCAGGUACGGGGCGGGGCGGGUCGACCCACUCUUACAUGUUAUUCGGAAAAAAUACAAGUAAAUUUUACUUUUUACGAUAAAACGAAGGGUAAAACAAUUUAAGAAUGAAAAAUAGUGAUAAUAGAAUGGGUAAUUGAGUCUAACAAGUUGAAAGAGCGACUCUAACUAGUUGAAGAAAAGUCAAAAUAGGAGAAAUAUGUAUAGAAAUUGUAAGAAAUUGAGAUAAAAUGAGUCUAGAACGGGGCGGGCGGGUCAGAAGUAGAUACCCAUGCCCCGCCCCAUGCUACUGCGGGUCGGGCAAUACCCGCCCCAUCGCGGGUCAGGUCGGGUAAUACCCGCGGGGCGGGUUGAAAUUGCCAUCACUACAUAUAGAUGCAGGUCGGUUGUGCUCCAAUCAAAGAAUACCAAUUUACUCGGGUUAUUGCAUGAUUGGUUACUGAAAUUAUAAAAAACGUUCAUGUUUGGUCACUGAAAAUAUUUAAAUUCAAUCUUAGUCACUCAAAUUAGUUAAAUGGUUCAAGUUUGGUCACUAUCCGUCCAUUUCUGUUAACUCUAGUUUACGUGGCAGUCAACUUUCAUAGUUGACCGUUAAAUAUGUGACGUGGAAAUUAAAAAAUUAUUAAAAAUAAAAAAAUAAACUUUCAUAUUUUCCACCUCAUUAUUACAUUCAUUAAAAAUAAAAAUAAAAAAUAAAAAUAAACUAAUCUUUUUUCUACACCCCCCAAAACAUAAAUUUUUGUCUGCAAGCGCGCCGUCUCCGCCAACUCGUCGCUCCACUCCGCCUUCGACCUCAACGCCUGCUUCGAUUCUGGGCCGACAUUCCCUCGUUGGUGGUCUCUGGAGUUCGAGAGGCGAAUCGAUUCCAUGAUCCGCUCUCCAUCGCCUGGAGCGACAGAACCUAUCCAUCAAUCUCGUCGCCGAGAGGUAACGAAAGACGGUUUCUUUAAACCCUAGAAAAAUUGAAUUUUCAAUCGCAUUUCUUAGAUGAUGAUUUAGAGAAACGAUUGGGAUUGAAUUGAUUUGAAUUUUUUCCCCAGGUGCCCUAAGCUUCAAUCACUUUCGAUCCAGACCUCACUGAAUGUCACAGACGCAUCCAUGGCUACAAUCUCCUUGAAUUGCUCGCAACUUGUCGAGCUGGACAUCAGAUAUUGCCACGAGAUCUCACACAAAACCUUGGCUCUCGUGGGCGAAAUUGCCCGAACCUGAAAACCCUGAAGAAACUUCUACAACUGGUUGGAUUCUUCUUCCCAACGUCCAGGGAAUGUGCCAAACUAGUACCUCAUGGCUUGCCCUUUUGAAGCAGAUUCAGAAAUCGCUGCAAUUGGGAAGUUCAUGACAGGGUUGAAGCACUUAGAGCUUCGAUUCUCGAGGUUAACGGCCAAAAGGAUCGAAUCAAUCAGCGAAAGGUGCUUGAAUUUGGAGUUCCUGUAUUUGUUAGGGUGUGUUAAUGUAGGGGGUGCUGCGAGCUCGACUUUGAGUAGGUUGAGAAGCCGGAUUCUGCAUUUCCAUGUCGUUGAUCGGGCAUUCAUUGGGGUGUGGGCAUUGAGAUUUGUCUGAUGAGAGGUUUCAGACUGAUGCAUUAUGCAUCUGGAUGAUGCUUCUGGUGUAAAAGUUGCCUGCUUUGUGAACUCUCUGUAGUUUUUUUGAACUUACUCGGUUUCGCCGCUGGUUCUGGUUUUCGGGUACGAUUGAUUUUCGUUUCAUAUAUGUGGUGAUGGUGAGGUUGGGUCGGUUAGGGUAUUGGGGGUGUGUGUAUUUUAAUGAAUGUAAUAAUGAGGUGAAAAAUACAAAAGUUUAUUUUAUAUUUUUAAUAAUUUUUUAAUUGCCACAUCACAUAUUUAACGGUCAACUAUGAAAGUUGACUGCCACGUAAGCUAGAGUUAACGGAAAUGGACGGAGAGUGACCAAACUUGAACCAUUUAACUAAUUUGAGUGACCAAGAUUGGAUUUAAAUAUUUUUAGUGACCAAACAUGAAUGUUUUUUGUAAUUUCAGUGACCAAUCAUGCAAUUAACCCGUAACCCCAAUUUACUAUAAUGACAUAUAUACUGGUUUAGUAAUUGGCCCGUCCAAUUAUUAAUUUGAUCCAUUUUUAUAUAUUUAUAAAAUUCAUGGAAUUACUGAUCAGAACGCAUUAUAUUCGGUUAAGUGUAUUUCAAUUAAAAUGUUGGUUUAAUUCGGUGCGGACCAAACGGUUCCACACUUUCAGCCUGAUGUGUGUUGGUAAGUAUAUGGCUCAAUUGAUGAAUAUCAGGCUAGUUUUGGCAAAAAUCAUAGCUGAGUUUAUGGGCGACUUGAAAGGAUAAAAACGAGUUUGUACUCUGGAUUUGAGUAGGGCUGAGAAUCGGUGCGAUUGCGGUUAACCGCAACCGAAAUGGAGCAAUAUACACCAACUGCGACCGCACCGCAAGGGGUUUGCGGUUAACCACUAACCGCGAAGUGAGGUUAACGGUUAACACGGUUAACCAUGUUGCUAACCAUAUUUAUGUUUUGGAGACAACGAAGUAGCUCGCAUUUGAAUUAGAACAAGAAGGAGAGAAAUAAGCUCAAAGAAAGUGAUUUUGGUCUAUGGUUGUGACGGAGGUUAGUGUGGUUAGUGCGGUUAACCGCAGGUAACCGCGUUAGUAAUCGGUUAAAAUGCGUUUACAUGUUGUUCGGUUGCGGUUGCGGUUAACUCAAAAACCGCAAAACAUGCAAUAAUUCUAACCGCGACCGCAAAAUACCCUAUUUUUUGUUUUGCGGUUAACCACUAACCGCACGGUUUCGGUGCGGUUAGUAAUUUAACCGCAAAACCGCAACUGAAUUCCCACCCCUAAAGUCGAGGAGAAUUGAGCUACAGAUGGAUUCUUCUACUCCAAUAAGCAUCAUCACCAAGACUGAUGCAGAGGAUCAUAGAUAUAUCAAUAUAUGAAUUCCUAGAUUCGCUUCCUAGUCCAUAUGGAUUGGGAGGUUCAAAUUAGACACGUUCAUAUUGAGAAUAAGGAUACCUCGAUUUUUGAAUUUAGCAUAAUUUCAAUGGUAAUUGUCCCGAUUAUAUAUUGAACAAACUAUGAUGUUUUGGGAGGGAGAGAACCCUAUUACAUUAUGUAACAUGUUAGAAUGUUUUGUGCAUCAUCCUUUUUUUUACCUAAAAAAGUCACAGAUUUCCAAAUCAACUAUUUGUCCCAAAUAUCAGCCCACUAAUAUUUAGUUCAUAUAUAGUUAGUAGCCGUAGCGGAGGCAGAAUUUGAAUAGGAAUUGAUAUGAAACAUGAUAUUUUUUUAUAACCCCAUAACCUCAACUCCACUCCACAUUUGAGACUUUCAGACUAUUGGCACCACAGACCAAGUAAAAAAAAGUGUGGAAGCUUCCAUAGAAUGUGGUAAAUGAGAGCUCUGUUUAGACUUUAGUAUAUCAAUUCUUCCCCAUCACAUUCACAUGUGGAGUACAUGGAUCGACCAUUACUCCCAUUUUAAAAUUGCAAUAGCUGAUACCUUUUGACCUAAUCCAUUGUUUGAAAACCCAUGGUAUAGAAGAACAUAUAAAUAACGAAAAGAAAACGUUCUUGGCCUCCUCUUCUUUCCUCUUCCUCGACCCCUCCACGUUGAUUCCUGACACGUGCUUUUCACUUCACACUUUCCCUAUAUAAAACAACCCAAAAAAACCCACCUCUCUCCCCCCAAUCCCAUUUCCCAUCACCCUGUAGCAACGAGAGCUACCUAAUCCGCAACUCACCAAAUUAGUAACCCUAACUUUUUUUUCUUCCUGAGUUCUAACAUUUCCUACUUCUCACAGCAACCAUGUAUACCCUAACAAGCCACAUAACAAUGUGCCUCGUCGUCCUCGCCAUCGUCGCACUCGCCGUCUCGGCCACAUCCGCCGCCGCCGUCCACCAUCGACCAACCAAGCCCACAUUUAUCAUUCAAGACGCCACCCUCUACAGCUUCAACCUCACCAAAUCCAAAACGUUCCUCAACACCACCCUCCGGGUCACAAUCUCGGCCGGCAACCCGAACCCUCGGGCCGGGAUCGAGUACGACACGCUCGGCAUAUACGCUGCGUACCGCGACCAGCAAGUGACGAAUUUCGCGGACCUCGUCCACGGCUACCUUGGGCCCAAAAAGGUGGUUACGUGGGCCCCUGCGCUGAUGACGGGUGACGGGGAGGACGUACCGGUCACACGGGCCCAAGCACGGGCUGUGGGCCGUGACUUGCAGGCUGGGCUCGUUGUGAUGAAUGUGACGGUGAACGGGAGGAUGAGGUGGAAGGUUGGGCCGCGGCGGUCCAAGAAGUACUACUUGGCUGCGUACUGCCCGGCUUACCUGAGAGCUUCCGAGGGGAAAAGUGGCGGCGUCGGCGGGGGUGUUAAGUAUCAGCUUGAUCAAGGUUGCAGUGUUACGUUGUCGACUUGAUUGACUAGUAAUUGGUGUUUACCGGCCGGGGUGGUUUCUUUUCUUUGCUGAACGUAUUACGCCUUUUGCUUAUGUUUUUAGUUUUUACAUAAUGAUCACUUGUUGUACGGUGGUUGUGAUGAGUAUUACAGGUGGUGUUUUUGGAUAAUUUUGGUGUGUGUGACGGUUAUAAUUGUUAAUCGAAACAGGAAUAGAAAUCGGCACACAGA
Linum trigynum is the source of this 5320-nucleotide messenger RNA. NCBI's taxonomy places the organism in Eukaryota, Viridiplantae, Streptophyta, Magnoliopsida, Malpighiales, Linaceae. The record is from the annotation of a GenBank genome assembly.